AUGACUCGUUCUCUGGAUGGCAAGCUCGGCAUCGUGACCGGUGCCUCUCGAGGCAUCGGCGUCGCCAUCGCCGAGCACCUCGCCGCAAAGGGCUGCAACCUCAUCCUGGGCUACACCUCACCAUCCUCCAAGUCCCCGGCCGAACAGCUCGCCACGGAACUCGGGAACAAGCACAACAUCCAGACGCUCGCAGUCCAGGCCGAUAUGGGCACGCCCGACGGGCCCAAGUCCCUCGUCACAACCGCAAAGUCCCACUUUGAAAAGCUCAACAACGGCAACAAGUUCCAGAUCGACAUCCUCAUCAACAACGCCGGCGUCGCCCAGAACAAUCUUCUCCCCGCCGUGACGAUCGACCAGUUCGACGUCUCCUACCGCGUCAACGUCCUCGGGCCCCUCCUCCUCACCCAGGCCGUCCACCCCUACCUCCCCACCGACAGGAGCGGCCGCAUCGUCAACAUGUCCUCUGUGAGCUCAUCAGCCGGCUUCCCCGAGCAGAGCGUCUACGGCGGCACAAAGGCCGCGCUCGAGGCCAUGACGCGCACCUGGGCCCGCGAGCUCAGCGAGAACGCCACCGUCAACGCGAUCAACCCCGGUCCCGUGCUGACCGAGAUGUACGCGGGCAACACGCCCGAGUUCAAGCGCUUCAUCAAGGGCUUCAUCGAGCACGCGCCGCUGAUGAGGGCCCGACAGGGCAUCGACUCGGACGAGCUCGUCAAGGCUGCCGAAGAGGAGGGUGGAAGGCCGGCGUACGUUGGGGAGAUUGCUGGUAUUGUGGGCAUGCUCGUCUCCGCGGACUCUGCGUGGUGCACGGGACAAGUUAUUUAUCCCCAAACCAUGUCUCUGGACCCGUUCGACGACGUCCUCACACUAGAGGACCAGUUCUUCUCAGAAGGCUUCCGCCAAGGGACCGAAGACGGCAUCCAGGCGGGCAAGAUCGAGGGCCGCUCCGUCGGCCUCGCCAAGGGCUACGAAAAGUUCUACGAGAGCGGCAGGAUACACGCCCGCGCAGUGGUAUGGGCAAACAGACUAUCCCUCCCCGAGAAGAGCACCGCUGCAAAGCCCCCCGGUUCUUCGGCCUCGGCCUCGGGCUCGGCCCAACAACCUCACCCGUCAUCAGAGCCAGAAUCACCACAACAAAAGACCUGCUCCCUACCGCCGCUGGCGCCCAACGCCAGGCUAGAAAAGAAUGUCACGACGGCUUUCGCGCUGGUCGAGCCGGACACGCUCUCCAAGGAAAACAGCGAUGAGGCCGUCAAUGACUUUGACGACAGGCUGAAAAGGGCGCAGGGAAAAGUCAAGCUCAUUGAGCGGGUGACGGGCGAAGUCGCUCUUACCCCGGAGACUGCUGAGCACAAGGCUCCAGAGGUGAAGGAGACUUGA
This is a messenger RNA of Colletotrichum orchidophilum, 1380 nucleotides long. Its product is annotated as short-chain dehydrogenase. Lineage: Eukaryota; Fungi; Ascomycota; Sordariomycetes; Glomerellales; Glomerellaceae. The transcript is spliced from 3 exons. The record is from RefSeq and is a predicted model, not a curated record. Gene Ontology annotation, molecular function: oxidoreductase activity, acting on the CH-OH group of donors, NAD or NADP as acceptor. The coding region runs from base 1 to 1380 and encodes 459 amino acids.